Molecule: messenger RNA, 423 nt
Organism: Calypte anna (Anna's hummingbird)
Lineage: Eukaryota; Metazoa; Chordata; Aves; Apodiformes; Trochilidae
Product: basic phospholipase A2 homolog
Exons: 4
Coding region: 7-423 (138 amino acids)
Biological process (GO): arachidonate secretion; lipid catabolic process; negative regulation of T cell proliferation
Molecular function (GO): phospholipid binding; calcium ion binding
Source: RefSeq, a predicted model, not a curated record
AGACAGAUGAACUCUCUCCUCUCCUUUGCCGUGCUGUUUGCUUGGGGUUUGUCCCCAGCUCAUGGAAACCUCUGGAAUCUGCAGGAGAUGAUCACAAAGGUGACGGAGAGGAACGCUUUGCUGCACUACUCCUUCUAUGGCUGCUAUUGUGGCUUGGGUGGCAAAGGGAAGCCCAAGGACCCCACGGACAAGUGCUGCCAGCUGCAUGAUUACUGCUACGACAACCUCCUUUCCUACCACUGUGAUGCCAAGAAGCAAAGUUAUCGCUACAGCUGGUGGGGUGGCAGCCCCUCCUGCAGUGAGGUCUCCUGGUGUGGACAGCUCUCCUGCGAGUGCGACCGCAGCCUGGCACUCUGCCUGAAGAGAAACCUGGGGAGUUACAACAAAUGGUACCGCUUCUAUCUCAAGCACCUGUGCAGGUGA